GACAAUUUGGGCCGUUUACCUAUAAGAUACUUGCUCCUAAUCCGGCCUCAAAAGGCGCAGGUGCCUCGCUAAACUACCCGAGAGUCGCCGAAACCGACCGAGAAGCUCCGAUGGCGGCUCGCUGCAAGUUCUGGCUGCCCAAGAAGAACAGAUUCUGCGCCAACACCCCUCUCAACGAUUCACCGUUCUGUGGCAAUCACACUCCGAGGUCCGAUGCUCAGUGGAUACCAUGCCCACUCGACCCAUCUCACUCUGUGCUUCAAGAUAACUUGGAAGGGCACAUCAAGAGAUGCCCUUUGCUCAAACAAACUCAGUCCUUGUCCUUGCAACCUUUCUACCAGAAGGGUAUCAAUGCUGGUAAUGAGGACGAGGAUGGUGUGCCGUUGAGUAAUUCGUCGCUGGGGCAUCCGGAUAAUGUUUCAUCGGAGAUGAAGAGGAGUGCAGUGUAUGGUCUGAGUGUGCCGGAGUUUUGUAGUCUGAUUGACAAGAUUAAGUCUCUGCACGAGUCUACAUGCGGGGAUAUUAGAGACUCGUUCAAGGUCACAGAUGCUUGUGACAUCUGGAUCAAGGGACAAGUUGAUAGAAAAUUACCAUUUCAGGAGAAACAUGUGAUGCAACAGGCGUCGAUUCUGGGGAACAUGGUGGAGCAUGGGGUUUUGAAGAGAUUUGAUAUGAGGGAUAAGUGUGAUAAUGAGGGACAAUGUGUGAAUGAUGAAAAUAAGAAUGAUGUUCCUGCCGUUGUUGAGUUUGGAGCAGGAAGAGGUUAUUUGACGCAAAUGCUUGCUGACUGUUAUGGGAUUAAUAGAGUCUUCUUGGUUGAGCGGAAGGCAUACAAGCUUAAGGCUGAUCGAUCCUUGCGACAAAAAGAGAGCUUGUUAUUAGAGCGCUUGAGAAUUGACAUUGAGGAUUUAAAUUUGCAUGCUGUCGAGUCUUUACGGGGAUCUCCAUUCUUGGCUAUUGGCAAGCAUCUCUGUGGUCCGGCAACAGAUUUGACUCUAAGAUGUUGCUUAUUAGAAAGAAAUAUGAUUGAUGAUGUUCAGAAAUGCCCCAUUCAAGGCCUAGCUAUUGCAACAUGUUGCCAUCAUCUUUGCCAGUGGAAACACUACAUAAAUAAGAGAUAUUUCUCAAAUUUGGGUAUCAAGAAGGAAGAGUUCCAUGCCAUCACAUGGUUUACCAGCUGGGCAGUGGAUGCUGAUCACGGUUCGGAUCUUUCUGAUGUCAAGGAUCCAAGAUCUCAUCUUCCAACUAUUGAGAAGGAAGAAGAUGGAGAGGAUGCGACCCCUGUUAAAGACACCAACGGAAAGAUGGAAGCAGUAGAAAGGGCUGUGCUGGGGUUCAUGUGCAAGCAGAUCAUCGACAUCGGGAGACUAAUGUGGCUGAAGGGACGCGGACUGGACGCGCAACUUGUCAAAUACGUUCCCCAAAACAUCUCGCCGGAGAACCAUUCGUUGAUUGCCAAGAGGCAAACUGGAUUGUGAUGAAUUCUGUCUACAUCUCAAUUGUGGAAUCAUGGGAGUAUCUUCUACUUCUUCAUUUGAAUCAAGGGAUUUAUGUCGUUGGAUUUGCUGAGGAAUGUGUAAACUUUUGGUCUGAGAACAGACACUACAGAGUUUGAAGUUUUUGAAUGUGAACGCGCUUUCA
Molecule: messenger RNA, 1641 nt
Organism: Rhodamnia argentea
Lineage: Eukaryota; Viridiplantae; Streptophyta; Magnoliopsida; Myrtales; Myrtaceae
Product: tRNA:m(4)X modification enzyme TRM13 homolog
Exons: 9
Coding region: 111-1478 (455 amino acids)
Biological process (GO): tRNA methylation
Source: RefSeq, a predicted model, not a curated record